Molecule: messenger RNA, 1888 nt
Organism: Cyprinodon variegatus (sheepshead minnow)
Lineage: Eukaryota; Metazoa; Chordata; Actinopteri; Cyprinodontiformes; Cyprinodontidae
Gene: tango2
Product: transport and golgi organization 2 homolog
Exons: 9
Coding region: 248-1078 (276 amino acids)
Biological process (GO): Golgi organization; protein secretion
Cellular component (GO): Golgi apparatus
Source: RefSeq, a predicted model, not a curated record
GACUCCACCGAAAAAAACAAAUCGAGGCGACUGUUUGGAAGCGCCUCCUUUUAGAUGUCAACAAGGAAUGUGCAUGGAUCCUGAAUGGUAGCUCUUAGCAGCAGUUGGUGCUUAAGACGAUCGGAAAACAGCUUGUAGAAGAAAUAACCUGGAUCUGUCCUUUAGUGCCAGGGUGGUCAGAUAUACCCUUUAACCCAAGACAGAUGUGGAUUGAUUGAUACGUCUGUCGUCAAGUCUCACAAUAUCCAUGUGUAUAAUCUUCCUGAAGUUUGAUCCUCGGCCUGCAUCCAAAAAUGCCUACAGGCUGAUUUUGGCUGCAAACAGAGAUGAGUUUUACAACAGACCGUCCAAAGCUGCAGACUUCUGGGGGACCAACAAUGAAAUCCUCAGCGGUCUGGACCAAGAGUAUGGGAAAGAAGGAGGAUCGUGGCUGGGAAUCAGCAAAUGGGGAAAGCUGGCGGCCAUCACAAACUACAUGGAAGGACAUCCGAACCCUAAUGCACAAGGAAGAGGGUUUCUCGUAUCUAACUACCUUAUGGAUAAGGAUGUGGACAGCUACUCCUACCUGAAGAAGGUGUCUGCAGAAGGCCACAUGUACAACGGCUUCAACCUCAUUACAGCUGAGUUCAAAGCCAAACAAGACAUGGUGUGUUACUAUGGCAACAAAGGCAGCUCUGAACCCAUCCGUCUGAAUCCAGCAGGGAUCUAUGGCUUAAGUAAUUCGCUCUUGGAUACCCCGUGGAAGAAGCUGCUGAAAGGCAAGCAGCACUUCACCAGCAUCGUCAGCGACCAGUCCCUGUCCUGCGACGGUCUCGUCCAAGAGCUGCUCAACGUGCUUAAUAAUGAGGAGCUAAACACACCUGAUCCAAUUCAAGAGAAGCAGGGUGACGGUUACAGCCAGUCCAUGAUCCAGGCUCUGUCGGCCGUAUGUGUCCGCUCUCCUCAUUAUGGCACAAGGACCAACACAAUAAUCCUGAUAGAUGCAGAGGGGAACGUCACCUUCACAGAGCGCACAAUGAUCGACUUUGACACAAGCAAAUGGAGCACCAAUUCCUUUCGGUUCAACCUCCAGGCAUGAAGACGAGUUAGAGGAGACCAACUCUGUGCCUUUUCUGCAACAGCUUUUCCUCCGUCGGCCAAUCGACUGCAGCUGCUCUUCCCAGAAAGACUGGCCUGUAGCUGCAAACAUGAACUACCUGUCAUCAAUUUAAUUUAAAAUGCUUCUUUAAAAACAGCUGUAAUAAUCUAGAGAGAAAAUGCCAAAGGACAAUAACAUUUUUAUGAAUAAAAUUGUUUUAUCUACAUGUCACAGAACACACUUGUUUGGAUGCGGGAAUGUCUAACCUGCUGUUUUCUGGUUAUCAUAAAAUCUUCAUGAAAACAUUGAAUCUGUUUGGAGUCAGAUUUUCUAACCUUAAAUAAAACAACAAUUCUUUCAGUUUUAGGACUAAAUGUUAAAAGUGUUGUUUAUUGAUGGAUUUAUUACAUUAGAUUAGAUUACAUUAGCGUAUUCAAGCCAUCUUAGGGAAUCCAAAAACAAAAGAUUUUGAAUGCAAGUUGUUUCAGGUGAUAAUCGUUUGCCAUUGUCUGUUGUUUAUGGGUGAAUUUCCAACUAUUUGACAAGUUAAACGCUUCAUCCAAACACUCAAGCUACCGAAUGGUUGAAAAUGUUUUCGUUCAAAUUAGUUUCACUAAUUGUGGAGUCAUUUCUAAAUUCCAAAUGAUAAAAUGUGAUUUUUAAGAAGUUGGUAUCUCGCAUCAAAGGACCUAUUUUAGUUUUUCUUCAGCAUAAAAAGUGUUUUACAGGCUAUGAAAGCAACAGGGAUAAUUCCACUCAAACCGAACCCAUCAGAGUUGAUCUCCACUGUUUUUGGGAAAUCUUUGAAAC